Molecule: messenger RNA, 2236 nt
Organism: Nymphalis io (European peacock)
Lineage: Eukaryota; Metazoa; Arthropoda; Insecta; Lepidoptera; Nymphalidae
Gene: Lamtor2
Product: ragulator complex protein LAMTOR2 homolog
Exons: 2
Coding region: 117-497 (126 amino acids)
Biological process (GO): cellular response to amino acid stimulus; positive regulation of TOR signaling
Cellular component (GO): Ragulator complex
Molecular function (GO): guanyl-nucleotide exchange factor activity; molecular adaptor activity
Source: RefSeq, a predicted model, not a curated record
GUGACAUAUGCCAUACUGCGAUCAGCCAUUGUAUCAAAUGAAUAAGUGAUCGUAAUUAUUUUGUAACAAACAAUUAUUUGUAUCACCAAAUAUAGUCUUAUUAUAUUUCGUCCAAAAUGUUAAAACCAAAAGCAUUAACUCAAGUAUUGAGCCAGGCAAAUACGGGGGGCGUCGAAAAUACAUUAUUAUUAAAUCAUCAGGGUGCAUUAUUAGCCUAUUCUGGAUACAAUGAUAAAGAUGCAAGGGUUACCGCUGCUAUUGCUAGUAAUGUUUGGUCUGCGUAUGAAAAACAUGGUAGAAAUGUCUUCAAAGAAGACAAGUUACAUUUGAUUUUAGUUGAUUGCUUAAAUGGUAAAAUAGCAGUAACGCAAGUUGCUAACCUGCUUUUAUGUCUAUAUGCCAAAGAAUCUGUAGGUUUUGGUAUUUUAAAAGAGAAAAUAAAUGCAAUUGCUCAAUAUUUGGAAGGACCUUUAAAGCAAGUUGCUAGUUCACAAUAAUAAAAUGUUAUAUAUUCUUCUGUUUUUCUAUACUGAAAAAGAAACAUUUUUAAGCAAAUUUAAAUAAGACCUUGAAAAUUGUAUUUAAAACUAAGAGCCAUCAGAUUUUACUAAAAGAUUGUAUAUAUUGUCAUUAAACAUCUUAAGUAUGUAUUGGGCUUUGCAAAUAUAAGCAUUAAUUUUAAGUCUUGUAUUAUGUAUUGUUACUAAGUGUCUAGAUCUUUAUUAAAAUAUUCUUAAUUAAAUUAUAUUGAAAGUAAGAUUUUCUCCUGAAUCCUCAUAAAUUAACCCUUUCAUCCAUAAUUUUAUGAUAAUAGAAUAUUGUGCAAAAAAGAAAAUAUUGUUUUAAAAAUGUUAUAUAUUAUUUGGUACAACUGUUUAACUUGUAGAUGUACAUUUAGAUUUUUUUAUAACAUUUUUUAUAUUAAAGUGAUAUGCCACACGGUAGGAGAUUUAAGUUAGAUUUGUCCUGCAUAUUUACUAAUGUAGCAUCAUUCUUGAUUUAUGUAAUUUUUUUCUGAUGUUUCAUAUUCAAUAUUAACAAAGAAAGUAUUUUUAAUCCCAACACAAAAAGAGGGGUAUCAUAAGUUGUUAUGUAUAUUUCUGGCUUCGCAGCUCUUAAAAAGAUGAAUCACUUAAUUUAGAAUGUUCUUAAUUGUCAUUAAAGAAAACCAGUUCCAGCCACCAGCCCAAGCUGGUAGUAAACACAAAAUGUAUGUAAUGUCAAGUAAAUCUUACUGUCACGAGUCAAAUAUAAGGUGGCUUUACUUGGCGGUAGGGUUUUGUGCUCGACUGGAUAGAUAUCACUCUCAUCAAAUAUUCUUCUGCCAAACAUAAAUAUUGAUUAGCAAUUGAGCAGUAUGGUUUAAAAGAUGAGUGAGCUAGUACACACAAGGGACGACGUCUUAAUUCCCAAGGUUAGUGGUAGUUCUAACGGUGCCAAUGUAUAUAAGCCACUGUGGUAACCACUUAUCAGGUCAUUUUAUAAAAGUAAUAAAAAUUUAGUCUAAGUGAGAAUCGCAUUCACGAUAUUAUUUUUGCUGGCGAUGGGAUUAUUUUCGACACAAUGUGCAAUACACAUUGUACUUACUUCUUUUAAUGACUUAUUUUAUUCUUGAUUAAAAUAUUAUUGUUUAUAAAGAAAUAUGUGCCUUUGUUUAUCUAUUAAUGAUCCGAUUAUAUAGUUUGUACACUUGCAUGAAAGUUUUAUAGUACCCUGUGGCCAUCAAAUGCCAACAGGUGGCGCGCUAGUCGCAUCGAAUAAUUUAUAGUUAACAAAGAGUCGUCUGACUGAAUCAAGUUUCCGUUUAAAAGUGUUGUGAGGCCAAUUUUUCGAAGUACAAAUGUUGAAUUUGAUCGCACAUUUUUUUAAUUUUUUUUUUCUUCAUUGUAAGCAACUAAUUAUGAAAUAGUGUAAAAAAUUUGUAAGUGUUAUGUGAUUGUAAUUCCAUUAUUAAUACUAAAAUAAGACUUCGCUCACCUUGAUUUUACAAUUUGUGGUAAAUUAACUAACUUGGUAAUUACAACUGAAAUUUAAUACGUAUGCUUAUACAUAUUGGUAAUAUGUUAAUCCACUAUUAUUGUAGUUACUUACGUCCAACUAGUUCUUCAUAGAAACGGUGCCGCUUUAGUUAUAUCCAUCUAUAUAUACGCCUGGGGCGACCAAUUGUCAUCGUCUAUUAACUUUAGAUAUUUUUUUCCUAAGGAUUAUAAUAAAGCAAUAUGGUUUUAAUUUUGAA